Sodiomyces alkalinus F11 is the source of this 427-nucleotide messenger RNA. RefSeq lists its product as hypothetical. The record is from RefSeq and is a predicted model, not a curated record. Bases 114 to 344 code for a protein of 76 amino acids. The transcript has a single exon. NCBI's taxonomy places the organism in Eukaryota, Fungi, Ascomycota, Sordariomycetes, Glomerellales, Plectosphaerellaceae.
GGGUUUCCUGUGGAACGGGCGCUUCGAUUUCUUCGAUUUCUUCGGCAUUAGACCUUUUUACUGUUCUCGGUGAUGGCGGAGCGUUUUGGACGGGCACUUCUUGUCCUUGGACGAUGUCUUCCAAGUCUCUCCUGAGCGCGUCGCCUGGCUUUUGUGGAAGGUCCGAAGAUUUCUUUUUGCGCAGAUUGGCAAAAGGAGCGAAAACUAAUAGAGUUUUUGGACUUUUGAUCAUUUGUUUCAAUUCUUAUUUUACUUUAUUUAUUCAAAUAUUUAUUCAAAUAUUUAUUCAAAUAUUUAUGUAUUUAUUUGUGUUUCUUCAUGUUAGGGAGGAAAAGAAGAGAUAGUUAUUCUUCACGUUUCAUCCUGGCCUCCACCCGAUAUAUAUCCCCCAUGAACUCAACUUCAUAACUAACCAGGAACCAGGAAC